AAUGGUACCAGCAUGAUAUCGUUGAUCAUUCCCCCCAAAGACCAGAUUUCACGAGUGGCAAAAAUGUUAGCGGAUGAGUUUGGCACCGCCUCCAACAUUAAGUCUCGAGUGAAUCGCCUUUCAGUACUGGGAGCCAUUACAUCUGUACAGCAAAGACUGAAACUCUAUAACAAAGUACCUCCAAAUGGUCUGGUUGUUUACUGUGGAACAAUUGUGACAGAAGAAGGAAAAGAGAAGAAAGUCAACAUUGACUUUGAACCUUUCAAACCAAUCAAUACGUCGUUGUAUUUGUGUGACAACAAAUUCCACACAGAGGCUCUUACAGCGCUGCUUUCCGACGACAGCAAGUUUGGCUUUAUUGUAAUAGAUGGUAGUGGUGCACUCUUUGGAACUCUUCAAGGAAACACAAGAGAAGUCCUGCACAAAUUCACUGUGGAUCUUCCAAAGAAGCAUGGUAGAGGAGGUCAGUCUGCCUUGCGUUUUGCUCGUUUGAGAAUGGAAAAACGACACAACUAUGUAAGGAAGGUAGCAGAGACGGCUGUGCAACUGUUCAUUUCUGGCGACAAGGUGAACGUAGCUGGUCUCGUUUUAGCUGGAUCAGCUGACUUCAAAACUGAAUUAAGUCAAUCUGACAUGUUUGAUCAGCGGUUGCAAUCCAAAGUGCUCAAACUAGUUGACAUUUCAUAUGGAGGAGAAAAUGGAUUUAAUCAAGCAAUUGAGUUGUCAACUGAGGUCCUCUCCAAUGUGAAAUUCAUUCAAGAGAAGAAACUAAUAGGACGAUACUUCGAUGAAAUCAGUCAGGACACGGGGAAGUACUGUUUUGGCGUUGAAGAUACACUAAAAGCUUUGGAAAUGGGAGCAGUAGAGAUACUGAUAGUCUAUGAAAAUCUGGAUAUAAUGAGAUAUGUUCUGCACUGCCAAGGCACGGAGGAGGAGAAGAUCCUGUAUUUGACACCAGAGCAAGAGAAGGAUAAAUCCCACUUCACAGAUAAAGAGACUGGCCAGGAACAUGAACUGAUAGAAAGUAUGCCCCUUCUGGAGUGGUUUGCAAAUAACUACAAGAAAUUUGGAGCAACGUUGGAAAUUGUUACAGACAAAUCACAGGAAGGAUCCCAAUUUGUGAAAGGAUUUGGAGGAAUUGGAGGUAUCUUGCGGUACCGAGUGGACUUCCAGGGAAUGGAAUACCAAGGAGGAGACGAUGAAUUUUUUGACCUUGAUGACUACUAGGUAGUCGACCUGGGUCCGGCAAAACGUGCCUCGCCCCUCCAGCAUCCAACCCAAGGAGCAAACUCAUGGUGGAAAACACAACAGAUCCCUGCCUUAGAAUUGGAACAUUUCCAGAACUUGAUCCACAAGCAUUGGAUUUAAAAAAGCAAAACCCUACACUUUGAUUUGUCAUAGUGUCAGUACAGCAGCAAACUACUAAGUUCCUAUAUGCCACUUUGGACUAAUUUAAAAAGAAUCCCAGUUUUUACUUUUACUCAAUGGUGAAAUUGGUUGCUCUUGUAUUUUAUGAAAAAUGAUUUUUUUAACCUUCAUGAUACAUUAACUGCUGUAAACCUGUUCCUUCAAAAAUUAAUAGAAGUAAGAUCCUACUGUUUGUUUCUUUUUACUUUGAUUGGAGAAAUAAAUUGCUGCAUUUUGCAGCAACGUGACCCAUUUACAUGGCAUUCUCAGCUUAGACUGCAGAAGAAAUGUAAUGAAAUUGGAGCCAUUCAUUCUCUUCAAAAGAAUGAGAAGGCACUUACCUAGAGUGCUAGCUUAUAAUGUGUGGCUUGCAAAUUCAGAUGGUUUGGGGAGGCUUACCAGCCAAACGUGCUUUAAUCUAUUUGCAGAAGCACUGCUCUUACAACCUAGGAAAUGCACUUCAUUGAUUGCAAUGAAAAUGCUGCUGAAGUCUUGGGCUUAAUUUGGAUUUGAGCAGUGCAGCCUUCAGGUUUUUUUUUUUUCAGUCUUGACAAAAAUAAACAUAUGAUUUAAGUGAAGUAAGGUACACUUUGCUUUGUUUUGUCCUCAGUAAGGUUUUCUUUUUGCUUUAGGACUGCGUAAGGUUUCCUUGAUUAUAUGAAUUUGAAUCCAUAGUCUUUAA
Molecule: messenger RNA, 2089 nt
Organism: Pelecanus crispus (Dalmatian pelican)
Lineage: Eukaryota; Metazoa; Chordata; Aves; Pelecaniformes; Pelecanidae
Source: RefSeq, a predicted model, not a curated record